AAAAAAUGUCAUCAGAAGAAAUAACAUCUUCCGACAAUAAUUUGUUGGGAAAACGUCAAGAAAGAAGCACAACAACUGGUGAUGAAGAUUUGGAAAAUAAAUGUGAAUGUGUGAGUGUAGUGGCGGAAAAUGGUAAUGAUGAAAUUUGUCAACAACAAAAGAAAGUUAAAAGAGGCUACGAAGAUAUCAUUCCAGAGAAUGCCAUGUUCUAUAAUUAUUAUUUUAAUAUUCAGCAAAUAGUAAAGACAAAGGAAGAGAUGGAUGAAAUGAUUAAAUCAUUCCAAGAACCUCUUCCAACAACAUUCCGUAUCAACAAAUCACUUCCAUUGGACUUGAUUGAAAAGAUUCAAAACAAGUUGAACGAAUUCAAGUUGAAAUUAAAUAAUUAUAUUUAUUUGGAAGGUAAAAUUUUACCUAAAGAACAAGAAAAUGAUGGAAAUACUAUUGAUAUUAUUAACUUGAAUCACAUUAAUCAAUUAUUUUAUCAAAUUCAUCCUAAUAUUUCCAAGACUAAACUGAGAAAAUCAUCGGAAAAUGAUGAUGAUGAUAUUCAACAAUUUGAUGCAUCAGCAGACAAUACAAUUGUCAGUAGUGAUACUAGAGUAGCUGAAGGACAAGCAGUUUUGAGAGAGUUCAGAGAAUAUCUUGUUAAAUUAACAGACAUUGGAUAUAUUAGUAGACAAGAACUUGUCAGUAUGAUUCCUCCAUUGUGUUUUACUCCUCAAGAUGAAAAUUCCUUACAAGUUGAAUCAUCUGAUAGUAGUGAGGUAGUUAAUGGUAAACUUGUAGAUGGAUAUUUGGAUAUGUGUUCAGCACCAGGAAGCAAAUCUGCUCAAAUGGUUGAAUAUUAUUUGAAUCAAGGAGAUUAUUCCAAAUUUUUAAUUUGUAAUGAUAUUGAUAGAAAGAGAUUGGGUACCUUAUUUUCUAAUUUGAAUAGAGAACCUAACCAAUUUACUAACAAUGUAGUAAUCAGUCAUUACAAUGCAGUAACAUUGCAUCAACAAUUGUCUUCUAGUAGUUUGAAUGGUCAAGUUCUUUCUCAUAUUCAUCACAUCUUGUGUGAUGCUGUAUGUUCAGGUGAUGGUACUCUUCGUAAGUCACGUGAUUUGUGGGAAAGAUGGACAUAUGAUCAUGGUCACCACAAUCAUGCUACCCAAGUUUCCAUCUUGGUUUCUGCUAUGCAAAUUAUGUUAACCAGUUUCAAUAAUGAAAACACUAGUUUGGAUGAAAAUACUAGUGGUGAAACAACUGAAGAAAUCACCACUGAAAAUAGUAGCCUUAAAUUAAUCAAGUACGAUGGAGAAUAUGAAAUUGUAUAUUCAACAUGUAGUUUAAACCCUAUUGAAGAUGAAGCAGUUGUUGCUGAAGCUAUUAGAAAAACAAAUUAUAGAUUUGAAUUAGUUGAUUUGGAAACAUCAUUACAAAAUAUCAAUAAUAAUAUUAAAUAUUUGAAGGGUAUUAAUGAUUGGAAAGUUGUAGAUAGUUUGGGAAAUGUUGUUGAAAAGUUCGAGGAUAUUCAGGAUACCAGUAUUGAAUUUACAAUCAAGAGUGGUGACAAGUCUGAAAACAUGCCAAAGAAGGAAGGAUGUAAAAAGAUUCAACCAAGUAUGUUUAUUAAGGAUGACAUCAAGGAUAUGAACUUGCAAUAUACAAUGAGAAUUUUGCCACACAUGAAUAAUUCUGGUGGUUUUUAUGUUGCCAAGUUGAGAUUGAAAAAGAUUAACUCUGCAGAAGAAAAAACAAAGAGACAAAGAAAAUUACAACAAAAAUUGAACAAGAAGAAAGCCAACCAAGAGAAAGGCAAUAAUCAAAAGCAAAAUUUGAAGCAUAACAUUUACGUCAGAGUUUUACCAGAAAUUUUGAAUCAUGUUUUUAAUUUCUAUGAAUUCAAAAAAUCCAUUGAUAUUGAUAUUGGAAACUUUAUCAUUCAAACCACUGGUGAAAGCAAAUAUGUCAAGCAUUUGCAACAAGUAGAUAAGAACAAUACUCAAAGUACCUUGGAAAGCAUUCCCACACCUAAAAAAAUCAAUUUUAUUUCCAAUAGAUAUUUGAGCAAUUAUUUGAGAAGUAACUAUACUUACAAUGACUCUUUGAUGCUCAAGUUUUUCAAUGCUGGUAAUAUUGCCUUUGAUAUUGAUAGUGGAAAAUAUCAAAUUACUUUAGCAGGAGCUGUUUCAUUAUUUGAUUAUAUUGAACCAGAAUCUAAACAAUUAAUUGAAAUUUCCAAACAAGAACUCAAACAAUUCUUAACAGAAGGUAAACUUGUUUUUGAAAAUGAUCAAAUCAAAGAUAUGAAAGUAGGUGGUGUAAUUCUCUACACUAAACUUGAAGAUGCCAACAAGAAGAUAAUAGCUGUUGGUUACAAGCAUUCUUUCAACACAAUUUUCAACAAGUUGACAAAGGAUGAUACUAGGAACACACUCGUCAAAUUAGACUAUGAUUUUUAUUAUUAAAUUCAAGAUUUUUAAAUUCAUUACC
This is a messenger RNA of Naegleria gruberi, 2478 nucleotides long. RefSeq lists its product as uncharacterized. NCBI's taxonomy places the organism in Eukaryota, Heterolobosea, Eutetramitea, Acrasida, Naegleriidae. The record is from RefSeq and is a predicted model, not a curated record. Gene Ontology annotation, biological process: RNA methylation. The transcript has a single exon. The coding region runs from base 6 to 2453 and encodes 815 amino acids. Gene Ontology annotation, molecular function: methyltransferase activity.